GUGUUUCCGGCGCGUUGCAUUGUGGGGCUGUGAGGAUACGGCGGCAUGGGAAAGCAGUGGAGGGAACUGGGAUGAGGACGUGUCUGCGCAUGCACAUCACGCCUUUAGCCCGCCCUCCUGAGCCCCGUCCGGAUGAGUUAUCGGUGCGGAGGGAUGUUGAUCUGGGUGGUAGCGUUUAGCGUUCUACGGCUGUCACAGCAGCACAGGCGGCUCUGCUCCAGGUGUGCGGCCUUGUGAGAGGGAAAUGUAUCUGUUGGUACAGCACCACAUCCUGCCUCGUCUCAGCUUGGAAACCUCGAGGGCUGUCACAGAGUGCGUUUGUGCUCCUGAUCUGCUCGCAUGAAUCAACAGAAAUGACUAACCGAGAAGAAGCUGAGAUACAAAUUUCAGAAUUGGAUUUACUCUCUAGCAUGUUUCCUUAUGAGGAAGAGUUCGUUCUGACUGACCAGCUGGCUGUAGCAGAGCUAAAACACUAUGUUGAAAAUGAGUCUGCAGAGAUGCCAUCUUCGAAAGUUCAGUUUAUACUCAAUGUAAAGCCAGAGAUCUGUAAUGCUUCUAUGGUGGAAUUCUCUAUGGCCUGUGCUUUACCGUUUAAAUAUCCAGCUGUUCUACCAGAAAUUACUGUGAGGUCGUCGUUAUUGAGCCGCUCUCAGCAGCUUCACCUGAACUCAGAUCUAAAAACAUAUUUGAUGCAAAACUGCAGUGGUGAACCCUGUAUGUUGAGUGCAAGGGAAUGGGUUAAAGACCAUGCAGCUGCUUACAUUGACAAAGAGCUUUCAUCUUCUUCAGUGACAGCAUCGAAUGCUACACAGCCAGAAGUCAUCAUGUUCACUCGACUGUGGAUCUAUAGUCAUCACAUUUACAAUAAGCAAAAAAGAAAGAAUAUUAUUGAUUGGGCCAAGGAGCUCUCUCUGUCAGGGUUUUGCAUGCCAGGGAAACCAGGUGUUGUUUGUGUAGAAGGUCUUCAAAGUAAUUGUGAAGAGUUCUGGUCAAGAGUGAGAAGAUUAACAUGGAAAAGAAUUCUCAUUCGGCACAGAGAAGAUGUUUCUUUGGAAGGUGGAGGACAUGCUGAGAUUCAGAAACAAAGAAAGUUCUCCACUUUGGAAGAAAAAUGUUUUGAUGCACAUGGUGCCAGAGGGAAUCAUAUGGAUUUGGGGCAGCUAUAUCAUUUUUUAGAAGAAAAAGGAUGUGCUGACAUCUUUCAAAUGUACUUUGGGGUUGAAGGGCAUUGAAGGGGUUGACAAUCACCACUGGUCCAAGUGUCUACGUUUGUAAGUUAAUUUUCAUAACAGAUUCCUUAGCUGUUCUGCAGGAGUUUAUCAGAGGGGGAAUUAAUAAUUUGUGGUUUUAUAUGAUGAAUCCAGUUUUCAAUGAAAAAAUAUCCAGUGAGAGGCUGAAUAAUGAAAAUUAAAAUAACUGUUUUAUUACA
Molecule: messenger RNA, 1429 nt
Organism: Melopsittacus undulatus (budgerigar)
Lineage: Eukaryota; Metazoa; Chordata; Aves; Psittaciformes; Psittaculidae
Gene: RWDD2B
Product: RWD domain containing 2B
Exons: 5
Coding region: 354-1232 (292 amino acids)
Molecular function (GO): protein binding
Source: RefSeq, a predicted model, not a curated record